AGAACAUCGCGAUGCAUUCCCUAGUGCUCCUCGCGGCAGUUUCCGCGGCUUUCGGUGUGCCCCUCGACGAGCCGAAAAAAUUCACGGACUACCGACUCAUUUCGGCUGAGGCUAUCACGGCCGAGUGCUUUCGAGCGGCCGAAGAGCUCGAGGGUCGGGGUAUCGUCGAUCUGUGGUCACAUGGCGCUCCGGAGAAAGGAACCAUCCUAUUCUCGGUCGCGCCCGAGAACUAUGACGAAGUGAAGAGCACUUUCGCGAGGUUCGGGACCAAGCUGAAUAUUCUUGAGAGGGAUCUCCAGAAGCUCAUCGAGAAGGAUCAGAUAGGAUCUACGUACUCGGCCUACGCAUCCGACAGACCCUUCAGCUUCAACCAAUUUGAAACCUAUGAGCAGAUCGUCGCUUCCCUCAACUACUACAACAAGAGCAAUUUGCUGCCCGUCAUAAACGUUUUCAGCAUCGGCCAGACGGUCGAGAAACGCGAGAUCUACGGCGUUCGCAUAUCCAAUUCGACCGCGAACAAAUCAGUGAUUUUCAUAGAGUGCGGCAUUCAUGCGAGGGAAUGGGCCUCUACAUCGACCUGUCUUUUCAUCAUAGAUCGACUGAUCAGAUUCCCGAAGGUGCACAAGGCUCUCCUCGACAAAUACGAGUUCCACAUUGUGCCGUCCUCGAACCCCGACGGCUACGUUUACACCCACACGAGCAACCGUUUGUGGCGAAAGAACCGAUCUCGACAAGCGCGGGGCUGCUUCGGCGUCGACCUCAACCGAAACUUCAGAGCCGGCCCUCACUGUGGAGUCGGGACUAGCCAGGACUCCUGCUCGGACAUCUUCUGUGGUACAGCUCCGUUCUCCGAGCCGGAAACUGCGGCGCUCGAGCGUUACAUCUCCAAGCUCCAUUCGCGAAUCGACUACUACGUCUCGUUGCACUCCUUCGGUCUGAUGUGGAUGUUCCCCUACUCGCACACACACGAUAAAUGUCCGGAUCACGCAGAUCUCCUGCGCAGAGCCAAGAUCGGCGUAGACCACAUUGCCAAUAACUUCGGCUCGAAGUACGUCUAUGGUCCGAUCGCAACGACGAUUUACGACGUCACGGGGUCCUCGAUCGAUUGGGCCUACAUGACUCAGAACAUAACUAAAUCUUUUGUUCUGGAACUGCAACCUGGACUGGACUUCCAAUGGGGAGGACGCGGCUUCCUUCUUGACAAGAGCCGGAUCAUACCGACGGGAUUAGAAACUCUCGGAGGUCUCAAGGCCAUGUGGCUGUCAUGAAUGGAGACAUUGUGAAGUGAAAAUCGUGCAAUAAAAGGAGAAACGACGA
Molecule: messenger RNA, 1317 nt
Organism: Galendromus occidentalis (western predatory mite)
Lineage: Eukaryota; Metazoa; Arthropoda; Arachnida; Mesostigmata; Phytoseiidae
Product: carboxypeptidase B
Exons: 3
Coding region: 12-1268 (418 amino acids)
Biological process (GO): proteolysis
Molecular function (GO): metallocarboxypeptidase activity; zinc ion binding
Source: RefSeq, a predicted model, not a curated record